Messenger RNA from Strongylus vulgaris, 934 nucleotides. NCBI's taxonomy places the organism in Eukaryota, Metazoa, Nematoda, Chromadorea, Rhabditida, Strongylidae. The record is from the annotation of a GenBank genome assembly.
GGCGUAUUAGAGUGAGACGGAUGUACAUGACUGCAUGCACAUCACCUAGUGAAUUUACCAUCUCUGAUGUUGGCCGUCUCUAUGAAAUCCCUCGCGAAGCAGUUGAUUCGUUGGGAUAUCAACGAUUACUCCCUUCAAAUAUGGCAAAACAAACUGAUACUCUUGGAGAACUGGUCACUGUUAUUAGAGAGCCACUAUUAGAGAUAUCUACUUGCAUGUCUGUUGCCCGUCCAUCGUUUCCUGCUUUGAGAAUGGUGUUAUGGGGUCCUUUUGGUACAGGGAAGUCUAACCAACAUAUAUGGAAAACUCUUAGCACGUUGAAAACAGAACGUAACCAACAUAUAUGGAAAACUCUUAGCACGUUGAAAACAGAACAAACUGCCUGUAUCCAAAGCUAUCUUAUUGAGGGUAUUUCUGCUCCUUUUCUUGCUACUGACUGUAUCGGUGGACUAUUUCGUGAACUAAAGAGGCACUCUUCUGCUGGUUCUAUAAAGGUUUUCGUUGCCAUUGACGAUGCGAAUUCAUUGUGGGGUAAAACAUUGGUGAAGAAGGCAGAUAGGACAUUUGCAUCCCCUUCUGAUCUCACCCUUGUGAAUCAUUAUAGAAGUUUGAUCUCAUCAGAUUGGGAGAAUGGGUGCAUUUUGUUAGUAGCUGACAAGAAAGAAGUCUCGGAUGCAAGGGAUGAGGUCACUGUGCCACGACAUACGCCUUUGGAGUUGUUUGGUGAAGAAGGAUUCUAUUUCAUUGAGCCAUUCUUACCGAUCGAAGUCAAACAAUACACUAUGGAGGAAAUUAGCAAUAUGUACCAGUACUAUUACGAUAAACGGUGGCUUGCCAGUGAAAAAGCUCGAACAGAAGAAGGCAAAAAACAAUUGUUCUACCUCAGCGCCUUCAACCCUUACAAUUUUGAAAGGUUAUGUGCUUUUAACUAGGU